Aspergillus puulaauensis is the source of this 1911-nucleotide messenger RNA. Its product is annotated as alpha-L-arabinofuranosidase A. Gene Ontology annotation, molecular function: alpha-L-arabinofuranosidase activity. NCBI's taxonomy places the organism in Eukaryota, Fungi, Ascomycota, Eurotiomycetes, Eurotiales, Aspergillaceae. The record is from RefSeq and is a predicted model, not a curated record. Gene Ontology annotation, biological process: L-arabinose metabolic process. Bases 1 to 1911 code for a protein of 636 amino acids. The transcript is spliced from 9 exons.
AUGAAGACCGAGGGAUGGACUCGGAUUCUACACACCCUGGCCCUGAUUUCCCGUCAUGUUGGAGAGGAGGCCAUCGAGCGUGUCUCCACGCCGGUCAACCUGACAGUUCUGCCCGAUGGAGGGAAUCAAUCGAGCCCGCAUUUGUGGGGGAUUAUGUUUGAGGAAAUGGACCAUUCAGGCGACGGCGGAAUCCACGGCAAUCUCCUGCAGAACAACGGCUUCCAGGGCUCAGACACCGGUCUGACAGGAUACAAGUCCAUUGGCAACACGCACAUCUCCGAGUCCGACACCCCCCUGAGCGACGCGAUCACAUCGACCCUCGCGGUAUCCGUGCGCAGCGACGCGACCGGCUUCGUCGGAUUCGCAAACACAGGGUACAAGGGCGUGCCUGUGCUCAACGCGACUUACUCAAGCACUUUCUGGAUGAAGGGCGAGUACUCGGGCACGGUGAUGCUGCGGCUGGUCAAUUCCGAGGAUGGGACUGUGUACGCGAGCCAUAAUGUCACGGUGGACAAGUCGAGGCAGAAGUUCGAGGAGUACCAUGCUACCUUUGAGGCGGAUGCGUCGCCUGUCGGUGAUAACGAGUGGCAGCUGCUGGUUGAUUCGGAGAAGGCAAAGGGGCAUAUCUUGAGGUUUGGCCUUGUGCAGCUGUUCCCGCCGACUUGGAAUGAUAGGGCGAAUGGCUUGAGAGCGGAUCUCAUACAGCCUGUUUACGAUCUUCAGCCGAAGUUUCUGCGCUUCCCUGGGGGGAAUAACAUAGAGGGAAUCGACGUUGACAGCCGGUGGAAAUGGAAUGAGACUAUCGGGCCAGUAGUCAAUCGACCAGGACGAGACACCCCCUGGCACUAUCCCAACACGGACGCCCUUGGCCUGGACGAAUACCUCUGGUGGUGCGAAGACAUGAACAUGACCGCCGUCCUCACCGUCUGGGACGGCAAGUCCUACGACGAAAUCCUCUCCGGAGCCGACCUGCACCCGUUCCUGGAUGACAUUCUAGACGAGCUGGAGUACCUCCUCGGCCCAAGCAACAGCACGUACGGCUCCCUACGCUCCAAAAACGGCCGCGAGGAGCCCUGGCCCGUGCAGUAUAUCGAAAUCGGCAACGAGGACGACUACACCGGCGGCUGCGACACGUACCCUGACCGACUAACCCAGAUCUACAACACAAUCCACGACGCAUACCCACACCUCACCUUAAUCGUCGACAACAUGGACCCCAACUGUCUCCCCGCAGAACCGCUGCCCGAUGUCAUGUACGACUACCACUACUACCGCCAGCCGGACACACUCGUGGAUAUGUUCAAUUACUGGGAUAACCAGCCGCGCGACCAGCCUGUGAUUGUGGGGGAGUUUGGGUGCAGGAAUUAUACGGAUCCCGAUGGGCUGUUUUGGACGUUUGUGAAGGGGAGUUGCUCUGAGGCGGUGCAUAUGAUUGGGAUGGAGAGGAAUAGUGAUGCCGUCCUGAUGGCGGCUUAUGCGCCCUUGUUGCAGCAUUUUGGGUAUAUGCAGUGGUCGCCAACCCUCUUCGGCUUCGACUCGUCCCCCAACUCCCUAGUUCUCUCGACCUCAUACUACGUGCAGAAGAUGUUCGCCACAAACCACGGAACAAAAACGCACCCGAUCAAAUCCGACUCCGACUUCGGGCCUAUCUACUGGGUUGCCUCCAGCAAUGACACGCACUACCAGAUCAAGCUCGCCAACUACAACCCCGAGAACCAUACGGUGAAUGUGCAGGUUCCCGGCGCGAAGAAGGAGACGGGCUCGCUGGAGAUGCUGGCGGGCGAGGAGAACGCGAGUAAUCAGCCGCAUAGUAUUGUUGUUACGCCGACGGUGCAUGAGAUUAGGAAUGGCUCGGAGGGGUUUACGGUGCAGAUGCCCCCGUAUGGAGUGGCGGUUUUGGUUGUUUCUUAG